Seminavis robusta is the source of this 495-nucleotide messenger RNA. The record is from the annotation of a GenBank genome assembly. NCBI's taxonomy places the organism in Eukaryota, Bacillariophyta, Bacillariophyceae, Naviculales, Naviculaceae.
AUGUAUGUGAAAUUCCGCACCCAGAAAAAUGGGGAAAAUGGGGAGGAGAAACUAAAUGAACGAAACCCCAAUCCUUUGGGCCUCUGUUUUGUUUCUUCCACCUAUCGGUCCCUGGUACGGUUUGCCCAAGUCCAGGUGAUGCACCCGGGUUUGUCGCCCGCCUCCACUCCACUCUCUGUCUACUGGGACCCCAAAAGCCGACGCGCUAAGCUUGUUGAUGGCUCUGCCAUUGAGAAGUUUAUGCGUCGCCUGGCUGCAGCGGUGUACAAUUUGCACCCACUCCAUGAUAAAGCUGACCUCAGCAAGUGGAGCUCGCACUCCCUUCGUGUUGGUGCCUGCGUCAUUCUGCACAUCAUGGGAUUUUCUGACCGUGACAUCCAAUGGAUCCUCCGUUGGAAAUCCAUGUCAUUUGUCAUGUAUUUCCGCAAUGUGGCCAUUCUAUCUAGACGGCAAAACGCGGCCUUUGACCGACUCCAGGCUUUGCCUCGGCUGUAA